This is a messenger RNA of Rhipicephalus microplus (southern cattle tick), 2591 nucleotides long. Its product is annotated as solute carrier family 22 member 6-B. The record is from RefSeq and is a predicted model, not a curated record. Gene Ontology annotation, cellular component: membrane. Lineage: Eukaryota; Metazoa; Arthropoda; Arachnida; Ixodida; Ixodidae. Gene Ontology annotation, biological process: transmembrane transport. Gene Ontology annotation, molecular function: transmembrane transporter activity.
GUUUCCGAUGGGCGGACACACUUGAGCCGCUUCGUUUCCAAGCCUACCACGCACUCCCACGCUGGAAAGUGGGCCCCCGAAAAUUCUACUCUGACAGAAACACGUGAACCGGAGCCUUUCAAGGGGGCCACAAAGGUGGGGCUAUGGAGGUGACCGACUUAAUUGGCGGGAGUGGCAACUACCAGAACAUGUUGCUGCUGCUUGCCAUGUACCGGGGCAUGAUGCUGGCAAUCAACAAUUUGUGCGCCUCGUUCCUCUUCCCCGACGUGGACCACUGGUGUGCACGGCCGCCGGAAUAUGCUGAGUGGUCCGUAGAAGAUUGGAAAAGGGCUGCCAUACCACGUGCAAGUUCUGGUACCGGAUAUGAUUCGUGUACGCACUACGCCAUUACAGACUACGGUGUCUUCGACAACAGUUCAGUUGUUUCCUGCAGUUCAUGGGAGUAUGACCGCUCCAAGUUCUGGCCGUCUGGCACUGAAAUGUGGAACCUGGUGUGUGGUUCUGCCUGGAUGAACGCAUUGCCCCAGAGCAGCUACAUGGCCGGCUUAACAGCAGCUUUUGCCGUUCUUGGUCCACUAUCGGACAUGUACGGCCGGCGGCCAGUUAUGCUUGGUGGCAUUCUGAGCUACAUAAUACUAGGUUACCUCCUGGCCUUGACCUCCGCUCUCUGGUUAUUCUGCGUGCUGCGCUUCUUCAUUGCCAUUGCUGUAGCCGCGGCGAACAACAGCAUGACGCUCUAUGUUGAAAGUGUUGGCCCAAACCACCGAGCACUAUCCAUGGUGGCGUACGGCGUCUUCUGGGGCGUGGGAAUCAUGGCGCUGGCUGGCCUUGUUCUUAUAUUGCCGAAAUGGCAGACCCAGCUCGUCAUCUUCGCCACCCUGUACUUUUUUCCACUGGUGCUUUGGAGCUACAUAGUGGAGUCGCCAAAAUGGCUUUUGACCGUCGGAAAGUACAAAGAGGCCGAUGAAGCCAUCAGGAAGAUCGCCAAUAUCAAUGGCCGCAAGGACAUCACCGAGGAAGACCUAAGCAGGCUGAGGAAUAAGUACAAGGAGCAACACAGGAAUCGGGAAGCGAAAGGCUGGGCUGGAAUCAAAGCCCUGUUCACUUCAAGAACAAUGAUAAAUUUUACAGCGACCAACGCCAUAUUUCAGUUGUGCACAGCUCUUGUACGGUACCAACUGGCACUUGACACAGGGCUGCUGCCGAUAAAUCCGUACUACAACUUCCUCAUCGGUGGGUCCAUCGAGGUGGUGAGCGGAGUUGCGUGCCUGUUCAUCCUGUGGUACCUUCCCCGAAAGUGCUCAACUAUCGUAUUUAUGGUAUCCACCAUGGCCUCUUACGUCCUCCACGCCUGUUUACCAAAAGAGUACAACAUCACGGAAAGUAUACUAAUGCUUGCCGGUCGGCUGUGCAUUGGAAAUGUGAUUAACAUCAACAUAAUCUACCUGAGCGAGGUGUUUCCCACCAAUGUCCGGGCUCUUGCUACCGGAGUUGCUCAGACCAUAUUUGGAGUCGGAGGUGUCAUCCAGCCAUUUCUUAAUCAGCCUUUCAACCAUGGAACCUGGGAUGCCGUCUUCUACGCGAUUGUCAUGUUGCUCGCGACACUGGUGGUGUUCCCCUGGCCAGAAACCAAAGGCCGGCCGCUGCCGGAUUUCGUGGAAAACAUCGAGGCUUCAGCAAGUUCGAGCACCUCCGGAUCGUUUGCAAACAACAGCAAUGACACCGGGGACAUUGUGUUGCAUUUUAACCCUGCAUACAAUGACAACCAAGAGGGUGCCAGUGUGGGUGCGGUCGACACGAACAAGUAUUGGAACAGCUUAAGCGAGUACACAUCGACAGCAAUUACUAUGGAGGUACCCUCAUUCGAUCAGGGAAGCGGUGUGUGGCGAAGCUCAAGUGUAAAUACAGCUUCUAGAAGGGGGGGUGCUACUAAUGUCGGACUUAAGCGCGAGCACACUCUCUGAGCGGUGUCAUCUUUCCAGAAUCUUUUGACAGAAGCGUGAUAGUGACGCAGGCAGAAGCUGAAGCUUGUCCUUCUUUUUUUCAUGCCAUUUAUUUUCACUCUUGCACUUUAAACCGCCAUGGGUUCAGUUUACGUGCAUGUCCUGAAUACAUUGUAAAGCGAAGAUUUCGUCCUGGAAGACCACUUUUUCGAUUACCACAGAAAUCGUGGUAUUCUCCACCCAUGGCUAUUUAGACUGGGACCCAAUUACAAAUUUGGUUUCAAUUUGUUUCGAACACUCGCAAUGAAAUGUACGUGAAUGUCCUUUCUAAGUGAAUUUUUCGCUGCCUGUCUGCCCAACUACAUUAUCUUAAUCACUCUCCGCUAUCUUUUGAGUACCAUGUCUUUUUAUUUUUGAGGCGUAUGUAUGAAGCUUGUUUUCACUUUUACACUUAGCGAGAGUGCUUCCGACGGAAGCGUGACGUUCAUCAGUCAUUGCGCUUUUUUUUUUAACUUUUACUGCAGUCGUUUUGCACGAGAAUCAUUUUGAUGUUAAUAUAGCCCACCUUCCGCGCUAAUAUGUGGGGAUGUCACUGAAAAGCCAGUCCUUCGCUGCAGCUAUUAAACAUUGUACCCAUCUUCGCCUUCC